This is a messenger RNA of Durusdinium trenchii, 1259 nucleotides long. The record is from the annotation of a GenBank genome assembly. NCBI's taxonomy places the organism in Eukaryota, Dinophyceae, Suessiales, Symbiodiniaceae.
UAUAUAUUUCCCUUCUGGCAUCGAUGCCAGAAUCAAUAUAUUGUCCAUUGGUGAUUGCAUCUGAACAUGGUAUUGUAACUUAUCGCUGACAGUCACAUAAAUGCCUGCUGUCUUCACGGAGACAUCGGCAAACAAUUACCUUCGGUCAUGGAGCCACAGGUACAUCUCAAUCCAUGUUUGGAAAUGAACAGGUUACAGCCGCAAAAUGGACGCCAAGCGUCGAUGGCACGGGGGGGUCCCCCGCCCCCUGGAUCAAAUCCACCCUGCGCCGGUUCACGCCGUCAUGGACUUCUACCAGGGUUACUUGUGAUUGCCUGCUACCUUUCGUUCACCCCCUCCUCUCUCAAGUAUAUAUAUAUAUACACACAUACAGUUACAGCGUAGCAGCGGCGUAGCAAGUUCUUCUUUGCCGUGAUUGGCAGUUGUUUUGGAACUUCCCGGAACUUCCCACGGCGAGGCCGAUGAAGCCUUGAUGGUGUCGAAAGUUUGUAUUUUGGGAAAGCUCCGUCAGGCUGACGCCAUCCGGUAGCUAAUGUUGCACGUUCGCUUUGAUGGUCACUCAGGUGGUGGUUUUGCAGAGCUUUGCGCGUUGCCAGCACUACAACCCAGCUGUGACAUCUUGGCGCAGCGACCAGAGAUUGAUGGCAACUGCUCCACGUAUUUGGCCGGCGCAGCUUUGGCCCGAUUGCUUCCGGGCGACGAAAUUAAACCUCACUUUGAUAGCCAUUGCAGGCUGUCGGCGCAUUUGGGUUUGCGAGCUGUAGAAGGUGCCUCCAUGAUGGUGGGUGGAAAGAUCUCCUCGUGGCAAGAGGGUCGAACGUUGGUCUUUGACGACACCUAUGUGCACAGCGUGCGGCAUCACGGCGUUGCGCCAAGGUACGUUUUGGUAUCUUGGUUCUGCCACCCAUGUGAUUUAACUUGGCGCAAGAAGUUGCCCAGUGAAUGGCUAGAAAUGAACCCACUUCCAAAAUGGUGUGGAGAAGGUGGUGGACACCCACCUGUCGAGGGCUAUGGCGAGAGGUUGUGAGCUGCCUUGAAAAGUGAUAAAGAGUAGCGAAUAGUCUGAUGCACACAGUGACUGUGACAGGCAUUUUUGCUUAAAACGAUGUACGACAGAAAAUACUCUACAGACUUACAUCCCGGUCCAAGCUUAGAUUGGACCUGUUCCUGCUUCUCUUCUUUCUGUUUCAUUUUAUCGCGCCCAAAAAGGUACCUGCUGGACCUGGAGUUGGAGUCACCAGAAGGCACAAAGAUUGCCG